Molecule: messenger RNA, 1890 nt
Organism: Cladocopium goreaui
Lineage: Eukaryota; Dinophyceae; Suessiales; Symbiodiniaceae
Source: the annotation of a GenBank genome assembly
AUGGAAAGACCGGGAUCGCCCUCCUUUUCAGAUCAGGAUCGUGAUGAUCGUGCAUCACAGGUUGAGGACGAUGAUGACGAGCCACGGGCACACAACAAUCGACAUGCGCGAAUGACAAAGACUGCGACAUUGGGAGACGCAGAGAUGGAUGCAAUAUUGUCUCGCGUUGGCAUGUUGCGCAUGCUCCAAGAAGAGCUAGAGGAGCUGGAGGAGGAACAAAGACAGAAGGACCGUCAGCUGCAAGAACCCAUGAAAGCUGUUCCCAUUGUUGAGACACAAUUUUUUGCAAUGCUCAUGGCUGGAGUGGUGUUGGCUAACUCUGUGGUCAUCGGCUUGGAGCUGGAACUGACAGGAAGUGGUUCAACUUGGGUGUUCUCCAUCAUCAACAAUGGUUUUCUGUUGAUUUACAUGUGUGAAAUCUUCCUCCGGUUCCUGGCUCGGGGUUUGACGGCAAUCAAAGAUGCACUCACAUGUUUGGACAUUGCUCUGGUCCUCCUUACCUUUGUAGAAAGAAUGGCUGCCGGUGCCUCUAUGGCACGCUCACUGCCCUCCAUUCGAUUGCUUAGGUUGCUGCGCCUGAUUAGAGCCUUCAAGCGCAUGCACAAGUCGAAAGAGCUGGUGGUACUGUUGAGCGGCACUGGCAAGGCUGCGAGGACCUUGGCCUGGGUCUCUUUGUUCCUCUUUGUGAUCGCCUGGGCCGCUGGUGCUUGUACGCGGCAGGUGAUUGGAAACUCGCCGGUGUGGAAUGGAAGUACGAACCCCAUGGUGAAUUAUGAGCCAUUCAUGUCGUUUGACAACCGGGAGUAUUUCGGGAACAUUGUUAGAAGUUUCUUGUCCAUGAUCCAAGUCAUAACGAAUGCACAAUGGGCCAAUCACAUUGGUCGGCCUGUGAUCCUGCAAUAUCCAGCAUUAUUCGUCUUCUUCGCCUUCUUCUUGCUGUCAACGACCUUUGGCUUGCUGACCUCCAUCAUCGCGAAUAUCGUGCAGGACUCCUUGGAGUCAUCUAGGGCCUUCGAGAAAGCUCUCAAGGAAAUUGAUCGUGAGAAUCGCCGCUCCUCUGGCCUUCGUGCCCGGAAACUUUUACUCCUUGUCGAUGAGGAUGGUGAUGGUGACUUGACCCAGGAUGAUCUGGACCGUGCAUUAGAAAAUGAGGAAUUCGUUCAGAUCCUCCGCCAUUUGGAGGUGCCAGUGAUGAAUUCAGAAAACUUGAUGCGACUCUUCGAUCUCAGUGGUCGUGGCCACGUCAGCUUCACAGAGCUGGUGCAAGGCAUCACCUCAAUGCUUGAGGACAUCAAUCCAAAGGACUACACCAAGUUGGCCCUUUGGUCAGACAGUUUAAUGAAGCGCAUGGAAGCUUGUGAGCAGCGAUGUCACCUUUUGGCUCAGCAUGUAGUGGACCUGCGUCGCAAGAUGGAGGAAUGCUUCAACUGCCUUGCCUUGUUCAUUGGCUCACGGGAGAAUACUGAGCUGUACUACAGGGCUUUGAAAGCCAUCCGUUCGGCUCCUCCACCAAUGCCAGUUGAUAUCAGAGAGGCUCUGGGCCUGGAAAUCAAAGAGGAGAAGGUCUUGGAGAACGAAGCUGAAGCGCUCAUGAACUUUGCUCGGCGCUAUGUUGCACCGAAGCAGCAGGCCAAAAAGAGAUCUGAUGAGGGCAGUCCUGGCAGGUCACCGAAAUCUUGGCACACGGGACUUCGUGUGGCAGCAACAUUGACCUGUCACAAGGCUGUCCUGGCCGAGCCACCUCCGCCCAAGGGUGUUGAUAUAGCACGGAAAAUGUUGGAGCAAAAGGAAGCGCAGGAGAAAGACUUCGCCUACCGCAUCAACAGAGAAAAUGCCUUCCAGUCCACUCAGAAGUUCUCGGCGCUGAAGGACUUACUCGGUGGUAUGUAG